Molecule: messenger RNA, 3687 nt
Organism: Phalacrocorax carbo (great cormorant)
Lineage: Eukaryota; Metazoa; Chordata; Aves; Suliformes; Phalacrocoracidae
Source: RefSeq, a predicted model, not a curated record
GCGUGAUAGCGCGAGGAGGGCGGAAGGUAGCGCAGCGCGCCUGCGCGGGGGGAUUCCGCCAGGCCCGCCGGACUCCAACAUGGCGCCCUAGGUCCGCCGCGCUGUCGCUACCGCGGGCGAGGGAAGGAGCGGGGCGGCCGCCACCGCCGCCAUCAUGUCCCGGCACAGGAACGUCCGAGGCUAUAACUACGACGAAGAUUUUGAAGAUGAUGAUGUGUAUGGCCAAUCAGUAGAAGAUGAUUAUUGCAUUUCUCCUUCAACAGCAGCUCAGUUUAUCUACUCCAGACGAGACAAACCAGCAACAUGUGCUGAGCCAUUAGAAGAAGAAUAUGGCUAUGAAGGUACAGAUGAUACUGCUGAAUAUUUUACAUCCAAUCAUCAGUUGACUGAAGUUGAUAGAGCCCGUCUUAAUUCAUGCCUUGAUCAAAUGAGAGAAGUUUUGGCAGAGUCUGUACCAGAGCAAACAAUGGUGCAAGCAGUACUGGAUAGUAAAUUUGAUGUACAGAAGGCUUUGGAUCUUGUGCUUUCACAAGGCAGUAAGCAAAAUGUGAAGACCAGGAAUGAGGAUGCUGUGAUUGUAGGAAAGACGACAAAAGGAGACUUACUUUGUUGUCCAGAAAUGUGUAUUGAUACAGACAGUAGCUCUUGUGCAGUAGAAAAUGUUGCUGACAACACCAACAAAGCUGGGUUUGGAAACUUGACAGCUAAAAGUGGUUCAGCUUGUUACUCUUUAAUUACAAAUGACAAAAUGCUCCUUAAUGCUGAAAAAUCCAAUAGACCUACAUCUGAAAGGAAAGGAUUGAAAUCCUCUUCGCUUGUUCUGUCAUCUUCUUUCAGUGAUGAUUUGGGUAAAGGAUCGUUUUGUGAACCUGUCAAUAAACAGGCAGAGAAUCAACUACCAGAAGGUUCUAAUGCAGUAAGUUCAAUUCCUGGCAGUGAAGAUGCUUACUUUAGCAUAGGAAGUAACCCAUCUGGAAAUUCUUACUAUAAGAAGUUGGAAUGCAAAGAAAUACAGGACUUGAAAUCCUUGGUGAUUCAGAAUGUGGUUUGUGAUUCUCUGAGUCCUGAAGACAGCAUUCCUCUUGUUUCCUCAAAUACUUCUGAUUGUAAAAGUAAUGCAAAUUUUUACAGCCCUCCGUGUUUAACAAGUGCUUUAGGAAAACUAGCUCUUGAUAACAAAGUCAGUCAUACUGUAAGUAGAAAGAAUGAACUUCUUGAAAAUUUUUCUUCACUUGUGCAAAGUAGAAAACAGCAAAGCCCCUCUUCAGACAUGGCUGCUUUGCCAGUGUUAAGGUCUGGAAGUACAUCGUUGGCUGACUUACUUCAGGAGCACCAGGAAAGUAGUGCUAGCCACUGUUAUUCUCUGGCUGAUCUUUAUACCCAGUCAACAGCAAGUCUCACUAAUAAGAAAUUGGGAACCUCACCAUUAUCACAACUAGUAAGUCAACCCCAAACUUCCUGUGGGAUGCCAGAACUAACAGGAUCUUUGUCCUCUCUAGCCCUGUCUAAAGCUCCUCCACUAAAGGAAGUUGAGAAUUUAUCACUCUCGGAUCUAAUAGCAGAGACUAUUGAAGUAGAUAAAACUCAACAAACGACAGACUUCCCCAUGCUCAAUGUAGCUGAAUUGAGGCCCCCUAAAAGAACCAACAUUGAUUUAAGUGUCCUUGUAAAAAAUGCAGAUGUAUCUGCAGAACAAAAUGUGGUAGGACAGUCAAAUAUCUUAAGUGCUGAAACUAAACUUUUAAAAGAAAAACAAGGAAAAUGUUCUAGUUCUGCCAAAACAAAUAAAAAACUCAAAAAAGGACUUACUCCUAAGAGGCAGGAUUUGUCCCUUUCAUGGAUGAAGGCGCUGCGUGCAAGACCUUCAGCUUUUGCUUUAACUUUAUGUCUCCGUUAUCCUCCAAAAGGUUAUAAGCGGCGCACAGUUGGUAUGCAUAAAGCUUUCCUAUACAGUAGACAAGUACAAGAUGUAAAACCCAAGGAAACUGGUCCGCUAAUAGCCAUAACACCAUUUGACUUCAAAUCAGCAUCUCCUGAUGAUAUUGUGAAAGCUAACCAAAAAAGAGCUUUUACAAGAGAGUAGUGCAAAAAAAAAACAACCCAGAAAAACAAACCUCCAACAACAAUAAAACCUCGCAAAACUCAACCCAGUGUUUAUAUUUUGGUCUACUAAAAAACACCCCAAACUAAUUAUACAGGUCCUAUUUAUAAUCCAGAAUUGAUUUUUUUUUAAAUUAUUUUUUUAAUUGACAUAUUACAGCUCUCACUGUUUGGUGACAAAUUUGUAUAUGAACUUUCAAGCUGUUGCACUGAAUAUCUUUAUUUUUGCCUCAUUUUCACUGAUUUAACAUUUUUAACUUUUGCAAAGUCUUGAAUUUUAGUAUAUAGAUACUGCAUGUACAGAAUUCUAUAAACAGCAUUAGACUUCUUGAAACAUCUCUCUAGGUGUUGAAGAUACCAUUGGGAAGAACACUGUUUAUUUUGUAAAGUAAUUUAGUUUUGCUAUGUGGUGCAUAGCUUGGGGAGUGGGAACCUCAGUUUAUAUUACGACUGUUUUAUUAAAUGUUUUUGAAGUUAGAUUUUCUGAUAAGAUAUGUUAUUAAGGUGCCAGUCUUGUAAUUGGUACUUCCAGUCAAUGUUACUAUUCUCUUCUAUCUUUAUACCUAUUACAAUAUGACAACAGAAAUACCUUUAGUUUUUGAAAGCCUCACUAACCUCUGGUUUUGACAGUUUUAAUUGACAUGUAUAUUUUUGAUAGGACCAAAUUUGUAGGGGAGCAAGCAAUUAAAGUUGUGUGGCCUCCCGCUCACUCUUUAAUUAGCUGUCAUAAUGUGAUAUUCAGAAUUUUAAAACAGCUAUUUUGUAGGUAUAUACAUGUUGCACGUAUUUCAUGAGAAGUUCCAUUAGGAUUUUGUGGUUUAUUUUUAAGUCUUUCAGAAAAGUAUUGGAAUAACAAUUCUUAACUUCAGCAUGAGAGUCUUUGCUCAAUGGAAAAAAUUUCAGGCAAAGCUUAAGUGCUGUUUCUGUCUGCGUCUCGUCUGUUUUGAAGAAAGCUUCCUUUAGUAAUGGAAAUAUAUUCUCUUCUACUGUUUGCACCAAUUGCUGUUACUUUUGAAUCUUUAUAUGGAAGAUCAGAAUCAGGACAUUCUGGACUUAUUUUUUUAGCCAAUAAUUACCAGAUUCUGGUGCCCCUGUUAGUCAAAUUAGUAACUGCUUGUAUGUUUCAACUUUCCCUCUGGUACACAUUGCUACUUUUAGUAUAUUUCCAGUGUCAGUGUUUUAGAUCCUGAAGAGCAAUAAGUGCAAUAAAGGUAUUGUUGCAACUAGAAAAAUACAUUUGUUCAUAUAGUGCCAUACACUUAUUCAUGCUAAACUUGGCAGCUAGUAUGGAACAGUAGAUAUAAUUUUCAGCUAGUUUAAAUUUAAUUUCUGUUGAGCAUGUUGCAUCAAAAAGACGACAAAAAUUUAAGGUUUAUUCCUGACUUCAGGUUGCACUACAAUUUUGUUUCAAAAUAAAAAUAAAACAUGUUCCAGUGCUCUCAGGUACAAAUUUUAUGUUCUGUAUAUUUUGCUUGUUUGUCUAGUUGAUGCUGUUGUUAUUUAGGUGAUGAACAGUGUGACCUCUGAUCUCUUGAAUGAAAUUAAUGUUUCUUACCCUUACUAUAAUAAAAGUUUUAUAUAAUGACA